Molecule: messenger RNA, 1569 nt
Organism: Caenorhabditis bovis
Lineage: Eukaryota; Metazoa; Nematoda; Chromadorea; Rhabditida; Rhabditidae
Source: the annotation of a GenBank genome assembly
AUGUGGGGCAAGAUCACAUCUCACAUCGGCUUAUGGUUGGGGCUCGAGGAGUCCGAGCGACCGAUGAGGGCCUCAUGCUCGAUGUCAAUGAUCCAUCAUCCUCAUCUCACCACAGUCCGCAAUUCGAAAUCGUCGGAAAAUCUGCAUCGGAUAACAUCAACGGUAUCUCCGAAGCGAAACAUCAAAGACAUUGAUAAUUCGCCGACAGUGAAAAAGAGCUCUUCGAUUUUCACAUUGAGACGGAGCCGAAACAAGGAGAAAAAGUACAAGAAUGAAAAACUUUCAGGCACCAAAUCGCCGAAAAAAAUGAACGAUAUGACGGCUUCAUGGCAUUCGCCGCAAAUUAAUGGAGCUGGAUCACCUGCAAGCGCAUCGAGCAGCGAGCAACAUCAAACUCCACCCAAAAAUCAUAUAUUCGGGUUUUUAAACCGCCAAUCGCGAUCUCGAAGCAACAAUCCGAGUGAUAACGUGACAGUUCACAACUCGAGCACACCAUCAUCGAGCUCAACCGUCGCCGACUUCACACAUCUUCGACGCCGACGUCCGCGAUCCGCGCAUUAUGAUCCGAACACGAUCACACUGCCAGCGAAAGAAGAAAUCACGCCGCAAAAUGUCGACGAAUUGUACAGAAAAUUGGAGAAACUUGGCGAGGGCAGCUACGCGACCGUCUACAAGUGCGAAUCGAAAAUUGACGGAUCGAUUGUGGCGCUGAAGGAGAUUAAGCUGCAGUUCCAAGAGGGACUGCCAUUCACCGCGAUACGCGAAGCAUCGCUUCUCCGCAAUCUCCGACAUGCCAAUAUCGUCUCUCUUCAUGAUAUCUUUUAUCAACAUAAUCAGCUAACAUUUGUCUUUGAAUAUAUGAAAAUGGAUUUGAGCAAGUAUUUGGAGCAAAAUAUAUUCGGAUUAGAUAGUUUCGAGAUCAAGCUUCUAUUAUUCCAAUUGCUCAGAGGACUCGAUUUUUGCCAUAGGAAAAAGAUUUUGCAUAGAGAUCUGAAACCGCAAAACCUGCUGUUGGAUGAGGACGGCGUUCUGAAGCUCGCCGAUUUCGGUCUGGCUCGCGCGAAAUCGGUGCCGAGUAGGACAUACUCUCACGAGGUUGUCACUCUCUGGUAUCGACCGCCCGAUGUGUUGCUCGGCAGCACCGAUUACUCAACGUCGUUGGAUAUGUGGGGUGUCGGGUGCAUUUUCGCCGAGAUCUGCACUGGCACUGCGCUGUUCCCGGGCACCAAAGACGCCGUCGAUCAGCUCGACAAGAUCUUCAGUAUUCGCGGUUCGCCGGAUCGCCGAAAAUGGCCCGAAGUGGUCAAUCUUCCGCGAUACUCUCCAGGAAUGUUCCCCGAGUAUCGCGAGCUCUCCUUCAUCGCCGUCAAUCCAAAGUUCACGAAGAUCCUGAAGAAUGGCCAGGAGCUUCUCGGAAUGCUGCUCCAACUCCGUCCAGACAGUCGAGUGUCAGCAGCCAGCGCCAUGCUUCAUCCCUACUUCGCCUCGCUUCCCCGCGAGAUACAUCUUCUAUCCCCAAACCAAUCAAUAUUCAAGCUCAAAGAGUUCAAAGAUUUCAUCGGAUUCUAA